Mycetomoellerius zeteki is the source of this 1818-nucleotide messenger RNA. Its product is annotated as ribosomal RNA-processing protein 8. The transcript has 4 exons. NCBI's taxonomy places the organism in Eukaryota, Metazoa, Arthropoda, Insecta, Hymenoptera, Formicidae. The coding region runs from base 115 to 1818 and encodes 567 amino acids. Gene Ontology annotation, biological process: regulation of transcription by glucose; cellular response to glucose starvation; rDNA heterochromatin formation. Gene Ontology annotation, cellular component: chromatin silencing complex; rDNA heterochromatin; nucleolus. The record is from RefSeq and is a predicted model, not a curated record. Gene Ontology annotation, molecular function: methyltransferase activity.
UCGAACGGCGUCUAUUCGUACAGAGAGACACGUGUUGUGGUUCUUUUCUCUGGAGUAUUUAGCAAAUAGUGUGGUUUAUGAUAAACGACUCUGAUUUUUUAAUUCGACAAGAUAAUGGCAAAAUUAAAAAAAACUCUGCAGGACAUACAAACGCCUGCCGUACAAAGUACGAAAACAUCCAUCGUGAAGAAACAAAGAAAUCGAAGGAAAAAGAAAGCUAAUAUAGAAUCAUUGAAUAAUAUAGAUAAAAAUAAUUUAAACAAACUAAGUGUAUCUAAUGAGAUAGCAAAGGAUAUAUUUACAGAUACGCAAAAUAAUAAAAGAAAAAGAUCGCGUGGUUCUAAGAAUAAACUUAAUGCAAAAUAUACAAAAAAUUUUGAUGGUCCAACAAAAUAUCCAAAGGAUAAUAAAAAUAACUUAAAGAAACUAAAUACAUUUAAUGCAAUAGCAAAGGAUACAUUUACAAAUAUGCAAAAUAAUAAAAGGAAAAAGUCAUAUGAUUCUAAAAAUGAACUUGAUGCAAAAUAUACAGAAAAUUCAGAUUCUCUAACAAAAUAUUCAAAGAAUAAUAAAAAUAAUAUAAAGAAACUAAGUAUCUCUAAUGAAAUAACAAAGGAUAUAUUUACAAAUAUGCAAAAAAGUAAAAAGAAAAAACUACGUGAUUUAAAAAAAAAUAAACUUGAUGCAAAAUAUAUAGAAAACGCAAAUGCUCCAACAAACUAUCCAAAGGAUGAUAAGAAAACAAUAUCAAAAGUACAAAAUAACUCAAAUAUUAAAAUAAAAUGUGAAAAAAAUAAAAAACGAAAACAGGACAUGAAUCUUAAUCCUACAAAUAAGAAUGAUGUAAGAAUCAAUGAAGACGAUGAAGAUGAUUCUUCAGAAGAUAAUGGAAGCAAAAGCAUUAAAAAAAAAGAAGAAAAGCUUAAAAAAUUACAAAUGGAGGUAAAAGAUCUUAAGUUUAUGAUGAGCAAAUUAAUUGAAGGGAACAAUGAAGAGAAUAUGAAACAGAUGUCGACUAAAGUAGAAACACAGCAGAUACAAUCUGAUAUAUUAAAGCUGAACAAACAUAAAAUAAAUAUCAAAUAUUUAAAAAAAAUGCUCGAAAAUAAAUUGCAAGUAACGAAAGUUACACAAUCUACUCUAAGAGAUAAAAAACUUACUCUGAGAGAUAGAAUGCAAAUGCAGUUAAAAGCAUCCAGAUUCAGGUUUAUAAAUGAGACAUUGUACAAUAAUGACAGUUCACAAUCUAAACAUUAUUUUCAAAAAGAACCUGAUAGUUUUAUGGCUUAUCACGCAGGAUAUAAACAGCAAAUUGAACAAUGGCCGAUAAAUCCACUGGAUGUUAUAAUAUCAUCAAUUAAAAAAUUGCCAACAGACAAUGCAAUCGCUGAUUUUGGAUGUGGUGAAGCCCGGCUCGCAGCUUCUGUUCCUCAUACAGUACAUUCGUUUGAUUUCAUUGCUCUAAAUGACAAAGUGAAAGCUUGUGAUAUGAUUCAUACUCCAUUAUUAAUGAACAGCGUCCACGUUGUUGUCUUUUGUCUCUCCUUAAUGGGAUCUAAUCUUAAUGAUUAUAUAAUAGAAGCUAACAGGGUUCUUAAAAACAAUGGGAUCUUGAAAAUAGCCGAAGUCGAAAGCAGAUUCGAGGAUGUAAAAGAUUUUAUAAGAUUACUACGCCAUUAUGGUUUUAAAAAUACAUGGAAAGACUUAUCUCAUAACCUGUUUUAUUUUAUGGAUUUUAAGAAAGACGAAGAUAUAAGCAUGAAAAGAAAAAAUCUUCCUCCAAUUACAUUGAAAUCAUGUGCAUAUAAGAAGCGAUAA